Molecule: messenger RNA, 896 nt
Organism: Insectozyma verbasci
Lineage: Eukaryota; Fungi; Ascomycota; Pichiomycetes; Serinales; Debaryomycetaceae
Source: the annotation of a GenBank genome assembly
AUGGUAUGUAUUAGAGUGGAAGAAGUCAAGGACUUAGCAAUCCGAGCUAGUAAUAGGAUGUAAAAUAGAAGAAGAGUACUAACAUUUAUUUGACUUCAAUUGGAACAGGUUAUGAUUUAUCAAAUUCAGUAUUUUCCCCUGAUGGUAGAAAUUUUCAAGUUGAAUAUGCAAUGAAAGCAGUUGAAAAUGGUGGUACAUCAAUUGGUAUUAAAUGUAAAGACGGUAUAGUAUUAGCUUGUGAAAAAAUUAUAAAUUCAAAGCUAUUAGUGCCUGGAAAGAAUAAAAGAAUACAAACAGUUGAUCGCCAUUUAGGUGUUGUAUAUUCUGGUUUAUUACCAGAUGGUAGACAUUUUGUUAAUAGAUGUAGAGAAGAAUCACAAAGUUUUAAAUCAAUUUUUAAAAUUCCAAUACCUGUCCCUAAUUUAUUAGAUAGAAUUGGUUUAUAUGUUCAAAAUUAUACUUGUUAUAAUUCAGUUAGACCAUUUGGUAUAGUUGGUAUAAUUGGAGGUAUUGAUGAUAAUGGUUCUCAUUUAUAUAUGGUUGAACCGUCUGGAAGUUUUUGGGGUUAUUCUGGUGCUGCAACUGGUAAAGGUAGACAAAUUGCAAAAUCAGAAUUGGAAAAAUUAAAAUUUGAUGAUUUAAAUAUAAAAGAUGCUAUUAAACAAGCUGCCAGAAUUAUUUCAUUAGCUCAUGAAGAUAAUAAAGAUAAAGAUUAUGAAUUAGAGAUUAGUUGGUGUUCAAAAGAAUUUACAAAUGGUAAACAUGAAUUUAUUCCAAUUGAAUUGUUGGAAGAAGCUAAAAAAUUUGCAGAAGAAGAUGAAGGUGAUGAAGAUGAAGAUGAAGAAGAAGGAGAAGGAGAAGGAGAAGGAGAAGGAGAAGAUACUGAAAUGAAUUAG